Messenger RNA from Carcharodon carcharias (great white shark), 1368 nucleotides. It is a transcript of the gene ptx4, whose product is annotated as pentraxin-4. The transcript has 3 exons. NCBI's taxonomy places the organism in Eukaryota, Metazoa, Chordata, Chondrichthyes, Lamniformes, Lamnidae. The record is from RefSeq and is a predicted model, not a curated record. The coding region runs from base 1 to 1368 and encodes 455 amino acids.
AUGGCUUUCAGCAAAAAGUUCCACUGGAUUUUCAUAACGUGGGUUUGCUGUAACCUGAAUGUCAGCCGCUCACAGCAAGCUGAAAGCGUGAAGCAAAGGAAACCGUUUUUUGAACGGCUCAGACGGCUGGAGGAGCAGUUUCGGCGAUUUCAAGAACUUAGCUUGACACGGUUACAAAUCAUUUCGGAGAACUUCAAUAUUUCUUCGAAUGUAGCCACACGACUUCAAUCGCUGACAGAGCAGCACAACAACAUCACUGCCACCAUGUACAGAUUCCGUACUACUGCAGAAAAUGACAUCGGGAGCUUAAAAUCGUGGAUGAAGAAACUGCAGAAGAAAAUCAAGAAAAUGGAUCUGAAGAUGUCGACCUUGGAGAAGAUCCUCAGUGAGCGAAGCAAACAAAUGUCAAAAGACAAGAAAGAGCAGAACUCGAUCGUGUCCAACCUGACCACAGCGAUAGAGGGUCAGAGGGAUGAAAUCCGUUCCUUGGCCGCGGGCAGGAACAAACUACAAAAAGAAAUGGAGAGCAUUCGCGAUGAGGUUAAGGGUCAAGGCGUUAAAAUAACCAGCUUUGAGGAGCAGUUGAAAAGUGCCUUGCAGAACGACGCUCUCUCGACGAAGCCUCGUCUAAUGCAGUCGGCAGCAGCGCCAGAGCCGCUGGAGCACCGGGCAAGACCGCUUAAGCAGGCGCCCAUAGCCAAGCAGCUGGCCUCCAAAAAUGAAGGGUCAAUCUGCAAUGUGAAUUCAGUGAUGCAUUUUCCCAAUUCUUCCACUGAGAACUAUGCAACCUUUGGCAAAGGCUUUUCAACUGGGCUAUCUGAAAUGACUAUCUGCUCUUGGCUCAGAACCAAGUCAAACUAUUUAGGAACUAUAUUGUCAUAUGCAACAGAGGAUAAUGACAACAAAUUGGUACUGUACGGCAGAAAUACAAGCAAACAAACCACCAUACAUUUUGUAAUUGGAGAUCCAGCAUUCAGGGAACUUCCUGUGAUACCACUGUUAGAUGGCCAGUGGCAUCACGUUUGCAUCAUCUGGUCUUCCUUUGAGGGUAAGUACUGGUAUUACAUAGACAGACAUCUGGCAGCAGCUGGUUCCAAAUUCCAAAAAGGCUAUGAGAUUCCAGCUGGUGGAACACUUAUAAUAGGCCAGGAACAGGAUAAUAUGGGAGGAGGCUUUGAUUAUACUGAGUCCUUUGUAGGAAAUUUGGCUGGAUUCACAAUCUGGAACCGUGCUUUGACUCCUGGAGAAAUCCCAAGCAUCACUACAGGAAAGUCAUUACCUGGAGGCAGAGUUUUAACUUUCAGUGAUGUUUCCAGUCUUAAUGGUGCAGUUCAACAUCAUAAUUGUACAUGUCUAGAACACUGUUAG